This is a messenger RNA of Sander lucioperca (pikeperch), 6062 nucleotides long. It is a transcript of the gene daam2, whose product is annotated as dishevelled associated activator of morphogenesis 2. Lineage: Eukaryota; Metazoa; Chordata; Actinopteri; Perciformes; Percidae. The transcript has 26 exons. Gene Ontology annotation, biological process: negative regulation of oligodendrocyte differentiation; regulation of non-canonical Wnt signaling pathway; actin cytoskeleton organization. The coding region runs from base 407 to 3634 and encodes 1075 amino acids. Gene Ontology annotation, molecular function: actin binding; small GTPase binding. The record is from RefSeq and is a predicted model, not a curated record.
GCACAGUCAGCUGAAAUCCAGAGCUCGGCUCAGAAGCUCAAAGAGGGGAAGCAGACAAAACGCAGCAGCUUUGGUCAGGAAACAUCGUCUGACUCGGCGAAGGCAUGGAAUUUGGCCACGAAACGCAAACUCCAAAGGGCAAAAAGAGGGAUAUAAAUCUAGAAGCUGCAGAAAUGCUUUAAAAUGUUCUUGUAACUUUGCAUUGUUGAAAGGGUCUUUUUUAUUUUUCGUUUCAAGUGACGUGACACAGGGACAGUCUAUCUCUCAGGGCAGCCCAUCUGAAGUGGAUCAUGCCCCCUAGAUAGCAGUGUCAUCCUCCUCUCCACUCCCCCUCCCUGCCCCUUGGCCCCUUCCUCUACCUUCCCGGUCCAGCACCAUCACUGCCACCUGUGUCACCACAGCCACCAUGCCCCCCAGGAAGAGGACGCGGUCGGGCCUGGGCUUCCUGUGCUGCUUCGGCAGCAGCGAGCCUCCGGAGAUCAACCUUAAAGACAGCGUACCCCUGCAGCUGCUGGAGUUCAGCGCCCCCAUGCCACCCGCUGAGGAGCUGCACGCACGUUUCUCCGAACUGGUGGAUGAACUGGACCUGACGGAUAAGAACAGGGAAGCCAUGUUUGCUCUGCCCGAUGAGAAGAAGUGGCAGAUCUACUGCAGCAAGAAGAAGGAGCAAGAGGACCCCAACAAGCUGGCUACCAGCUGGCCCGACUACUACAUUGACCGCAUCAACUCCAUGGCUGCUAUGCAGACCCUGUUUGCCUUCGAUGAGGAGGAAAUGGAAAUGAGGAACAAGGUGGUAGAAGAUCUGAAGACAGCACUUCGGACUCAGCCAAUGAGGUUCGUCACGCGCUUCAUCGAGCUCGACGGCCUCACCUGCCUCCUCAACUUCCUGCGCAGCAUGGACUACGAGACGUCGGAGAGCCGCGUCCACACCUCCGUAAUCGGCUGCAUCAAGGCCCUGAUGAACAACUCCCAGGGCCGCGCGCACGUCCUGGCUCACCCACAGAGCAUCAACACCAUCUCGCAGAGCCUGCGGACGGAGAACAUCAAGACCAAAGUGGCGGUGCUGGAGAUUCUUGGGGCGGUGUGCCUGGUGCCCGACGGACACAAGAAGGUGCUGCAGGCCAUGGCACACUACCAGAAAUACGCUGCGGAGAGGACACGCUUUCAGACGCUGCUGAAUGAGCUGGACAAGAGUACAGGCCGCUACAGAGACGAGGUCAACUUAAAAACGGCCAUCAUGUCCUUCAUCAACGCUGUGCUCAAUGCCGGAGCUGGGGAGGACAACCUUGAGUUCCGCCUCCACCUAAGGUACGAGUUCCUGAUGUUGGGCAUCCAGCCGGUCAUCGACAAGCUCAGAGAGCACGAGAACGCCACUCUGGACAGGCAUUUGGACUUCUUUGAGAUGGUGCGGAAUGAGGAUGACUCUGAGUUGGCCAAAAGAUUUGAUAUGACCCACGUAGAUACUAAGAGUGCCAGUGCCAUGUUUGAGCUGGUCAAGAAGAAGCUGAGCCACACAGACGCCUACCCCAACCUCCUCUCCAUCCUCCAGCACUGCCUGCAGAUGCCCUAUAAACGGGGCGGUGGUAGCCUGCAGCACUGGCAGCUCUUAGACAGGAUCCUCCAGCAGCUAGUCCUACAGGACGACAAGGGAGAGGACCCCGACAGCGCCCCUCUGGACAACUUCAAUGUUAAGAACAUCAUUCGCAUGUUGGUCAAUGAGAACGAGGUGAAACAGUGGCGAGACCAGGCAGAGAAGUUCAGGAAAGAUCAUGUGGAGCUGCUAGGUAAACUAGAGAGGAAAGAGCGGGAGUGUGAUACCAAGACCCAGGAAAAGGAGGACAUGAUGAAGACUUUGAACAAGAUGAAGGACAAACUCCAGCGUGAGGGAGUGGAGCUGCGCUCAGCCAGGGAACAAGUCCUAGACCUGUCGACACGCAUCAACGACAUAUCUGGCGUCGGUGUGUCUUUCCCCCCUCUCCCUCCUCCGCCUGGCGGCCCCAUGGCUCCUCCUCCACCCCCUAUGAUGGCUGGCUUUCCUCCACCUCCUCCUCCGCUACCAUUCAGCUGCCCGCCUCCUCCACCACCUCCCCCACCACCUGGAGCACCGCCUCCUCCUCCAGGAGCCCCUCCCAUUUUUGGAGCCCCGCCUCCUCCUAUUCCCUCUUCAUUCAACUCAGCGAGCACCAUGUGCUCCAAGUCCAUCCCUCAGCCUUCUCAUCCCCUGAAGUCCUUCAACUGGGCCAAACUGGGAGAGAAUGUGAUCAAUGGCACCAUAUGGAAUGACAUCGAUGACCUGAGAGCUUUCAAGAUUCUUGACCUCAAGGACAUAGAGAAGAUGUUUUCAGCCUAUCAGAGACAACAGGACCUGCUCACUAACCAAUCCUUCAAACAGAAAGAGACGGGCUCUAUGGACGACAUAUACGUCAGCACGCGGAAGGUCAAAGAGCUGUCUGUCAUCGACGGUAGACGUGCACAGAAUUGUAUCAUCCUUCUUUCAAAGUUAAAAAUGAGCAAUGAAGAGAUCAAGAGGGCGAUCCUCGAGAUGGAUGAGAGGGAAGAGCUAGCCAAAGAUAUGCUGGAGCAGCUGCUGAAGUUUGUCCCAGAAAAAAGUGACAUUGAUCUCUUGGAGGAGCACAAACAUGAGCUGGAGCGCAUGGCGCGGGCUGAUCGCUUCCUCUUUGAAAUGAGCAGAAUUGACCACUACCAGCAGAGACUGCAGGCUCUGUUCUUUAAGAAGAAGUUUGCAGAGCGCCUCGCUGAAACCAAGCCUAAGGUUGAAGCCAUCCUGAAUGCUUCCAAGGAGGUGGUCCGGAGCAAGAGGCUGACUCAGAUCCUGGAGGUGGUGCUGGCUUUCGGCAACUUCAUGAACAAGGGCCAGAGAGGCAACGCAUACGGCUUCAAGGUCUCCAGCCUCAACAAGAUCGCUGACACCAAGUCCAGCAUAGACAGAAACAUCACCAUGUUGCACUACCUGAUCAUGAUCGUCGAGAAGAACUACAAUGACACGCUCCACAUCCAGGAAGACCUCAGCAGUGUACCAGAGGCUGCCAAAGUCAAUUUGUCGGAGUUGGAAAAAGAGGUGCACAAUAUCAAAAGUGGACUGAAGGCUCUAGAGGCGGAGCUGCAAUACCAGCAGAGCAGGACGAGGGAACGCGGGGACAAGUUCGUGGCUGUGAUCGGUGACUUCAUCACCGUGGCUGGCUUCAGCUUUUCUGAACUGGAGGACCAGCUGAGUGAAGCCAAGGACAAGUUCACCAAAUCUCUGAAGCACUUUGGGGAGGAAGAAGGGAGGAUGCAGCCCGAUGAGUUCUUUGGGAUCUUCGACACCUUUUUACAGUCGUUCAGCGAAGCGCGGCAGGACCUGGAGAACAUGCAGCGGCGUAAAGAUGAGGAGGAGAGGAGGGCACGAAUGGAGGCCAUGCUCAAGGAGCAGAGGGAGCGAGAACGGCGGGCCAAGAAGAGCGGAGCCUCAGACGAGGUCGGCGGAGAGUUUGACGACCUGGUGUCGGCGUUGCGUUCCGGUGAGGUCUUUGACAAGGACCUGAACAAAUUCAAGCGCAACCGCAAGCGCUCCGUCAACCAGCUGGUGGAGGGUGGGGGCCGCGAGCGAGCUGUCACCAAGGUAAACUACUAGUUCGGGGGAAAAAGGAAGGGAAAAAAUAAAUAAACACUAGACACCAAAAUUCUGCCCUGGUGUAGAUCUCUUAACACCUUUUCAGUCCAUGAACGUUGGAGAGGAUGUGAAUAACGGCUGGACUGGACAUGUAGCCACAUGUGUGGACAGCCACGCCGUUUUGAAGGAUGCAGCACCCUCCUCUGAUUGGUCUUGUAAAGCUAUUCCCAACCGGUUUGUCCUGGGCCUUGUAUGAUCUCCUGAGCUGGGCGAAGGACGGUUGGGAUCUAUGGAUGGACGGACAGACCACUGUGACACAUUAUCCCAUAUAUUUUGACCAUAUCCUCUAUAACACUGUGCUACAAGCUUCCAGCUCUCUAUCACCCCGCUGUUUUUCCCUGCUCUUUGUUUUCCCUCACAAACCCCUUCACUCUUCCUCUGAAAGUUCCUUGGUGCUGGAGCCGUCCUAUCUUUUUUGCUCCCUGGCUCUAAAACACACAGGACUUUGGGAUCAGCCAGUCACAGUGUACAUAGACUCCAGGCCAAGAGAAAGGAUUGGGAAAACUGACAAAAGAAGGUGGGAAAGGGGGGGAACUAAGCCAUCACCUCCACAGUCAAUGGUUGCUUCAAGUGUGACACAGAAUGGAUGGGUAUCCAUGAACUUCCUUUACUGGAAAGAGGGGUGUGUAUUCCGCAAAUCCCAGAGCUUUGUAGGCUUCUGAAAGAUUGUUGGAACGAUACACAACGGGGGGGUUAUCGCUUCAGCCCAACGGCCACCUCCAGCGCACAGCGUUCCCAGGAAGGACGUACGUAUGUACAUCCCAAACAGCAGUUUUUAGAGGAUACAACUCAAGGAAAACCAACUUGUCGGCUUGAUCCACCUGACAAAAUGACAACUGUGCCACAAGGGUCAAGCCUCACCUCCACUCUUCACUGGUUUCAACGUUGUUCUGGCAUGAACCAGUGCCACAGCAAAGAGAAAGCAAAUGUAAAUGUACUAAUACAAAACAUACUGCAAUUAGGCGUUGAUAUAUAUUUAUAUUUAGAUGCAGACAAGCUAAUUGCAAAGAUGUAGAGGUUUUUUUUGUUUUCAUGGCAUUUUUGGGGUUUUGUACACGCGACGCAUUAUUUGUUGGUGUUGCAAGUUCACAUUGACGUCGGAAGUGAAUUUCUAUACAAUAUUGCGCUUUAUGUCAAAGAGAUAAUUGCUCGUCCUUUUCACACCUGUAUGUCUUGUUUGCACUGUAGCUUUUCUGACCAACUUUACACUCCACAAGCCGAUCCAAACUGUCCUCUGGAAACAGUUUUCUCUGUGCUAAAAUGACCUUUUAUCUAUAACGAAGUUAAUGGAAUGCCAUAUACUGUACGAAUUCAGACCUGGAGUCUGCAUGGUCUGAAUGUGUGGUCCGAUCCAUCGGCUGCAGCCAAAUGCAGACCAUGUGUGAACUCGGCAGUAUAGCAGCCAAAAGGAUGCUGUAUAGCAGUUCCCAUUGGGCCUUUAAUGAUCUCAUCCAUAGUAUCUGAAGGAUCUGUUACACUGGUGCUAAAACAUGUGGUCUCAAGACAGAGCCAUCAAUCCAGUUAAAGAUUUCUCAAGGUAAACUAUCGCUUGAUUGCUCUGUUGCCACGAUUCAGGCUCAUCAUGCAGUGUUUCUGUGCGCUUUUAUUUCAGUUGGCGUUGUAAUUCGUCUGUUAUUGCAAAGUCAGGGUACAACAAAGCACUUAAAGGGUGUAGAUUUAAAAUAGAGUGGCUUGAUGCAAAUGAGUUGCAUACUGGUGGACAUUAACAGGACACCAACAGCCUCAGAGAGCAUCUUUCCUUCCAGCUUCUCUGAAACGUUUUGAGAUACGGCCCUGUUACUAUGGGCAACCUUUUGCCAAACAAGAGUCCGACCUACAUACUGAAGCCAACCGAGGUCAUUUUUCUUUAAGUUUUUGAAAUAUUCAAGGAGGUAUAUUUUUUUAUUUAUAUAUGCAUUUCUAAAACCUUAGCAGUAGGCAUGACAAAGGCUGCAAUGCAAAGUAUGGGCUCGCCUCAGUACAACAUUAAGAUGGUCUUUUUUGAAGAUGGACAUCCAGUACAGUACAGGAUAGCUUGCUACAGGAGGUGUACCCACACAGAGGGCUGUAAUCCUGGGGUGAGGGCUCUUCUGCGGAAGGAGUCACUCCCGGUCAAUUCUUAGGGAGAAGAGGAAGCAUUUUGGGGAAAAGUGUGGAUCCAUUAAAAACAAGAAUCAUAUGAACAUGCAUCUUAAUGGAAGCAGAUAGAGUGCAACACACAUAAAGUCUAUAGUGAAUAUCCUGGUGUCAUCCUGCUAAUCAUCCAUUUCUGUUCUUAGAUAACCCAUUUUAGUCAUUUAAUCUGCAUUGCAUGGUUACUAUAGUACAGUAUAGAGCCAUAUGUGAGCUGUCCAGCAGGAAAAUUACUUAUUCUUUUUCAGAACAAAUU